CAUUAUAUGGACAAGAUGCAAAUUGGGGUCGUAUAUUAUGUGCAGUAGGAUAUUCAGGCAUUCAAUCCAUCAUACCAAACAAAGUUUCUGUUUCAUUUACACCAACAGAUGGCACAACACCUUUGAAAUUGCUUACAUUUGGUGAACCGGAAAAUGUUGAUGAGGCGAGAGCAAGUGAGAUUUUAAAAAUGGAAGAAUUGGAAAUCAAUGUUGAUUUAGGAAUUGGUACUGAUGAGGCAAAGAUGUGGACUUGUGAUUUUAGUCACGAAUAUAUUUCUAUCAAUGCUGAUUAUC
Molecule: messenger RNA, 294 nt
Organism: Entrophospora candida
Lineage: Eukaryota; Fungi; Glomeromycota; Glomeromycetes; Entrophosporales; Entrophosporaceae
Source: the annotation of a GenBank genome assembly